UAGGAGGAAUUAGGGGUGACAAAGUUCAUCAGGAGCGGACUAGACAGAUGAACCGAACAUGUCAGGCCGGCCACAAGUUCUCCCACGAUCCGAACCCAAGAGGAUGUAACUCUAUACGACAAAGAGACGGGUAGCCGCCUCAACAGAUGUGCUUGCUGCCAGCUGGGGGGUUGCACAGGACCCGCUAAACUGCUAGAGUUUCUUUCUUAUCACUGUGGUUAACGGUUCAAAACUUUUAUUCUAUUUUGCCUGAGUGGAGUCCACCCCAGAUUUUAGCGUUGUAGGUAAGAAGGCAAUGAGCGGUUGAGUGGUUUGGCAAGAGAAUGAUGGGAGUUGUAUUACAGCCGUGAAACUUGAAGUUAUGAACAUAUAGCGAGUGACCACCACACCUAUCUUGUUGCUGUUGGCCAGGUGUAAUGAAGAAAGGGCGUUGAACCUAGUGAGCUGCUAACCCUUCAGCCUUUAAAUCAUUAUCUAUUUGUAACGCUCCGUCGGGGUAGUUUUUUUAGAAAAAAAAAACGUACGCCGGAGAUGAGUGCCUUGGAUUCUGCUGUCGUCAAACAGGAUGCCGACACGAACCAAAAGCGUUUUAGUUUAUUGCAGCUUUUACAAGAAUCUGAACACGAGAUGGAGCCACGAGAGCGAUCGCGUUGCCAAGAAAUGACCAAUCAGAAGCCAACUCAAGCGACGACAUCGACAUUAUCGCCAAGAGAGAGGUGGGAGCAGUUGCAUGGUGGUAUAGUUAAUAUUGCGUUCGAAGAUGAGUGUACUGCAGAAACAAAUUGUGAGGGUUUGGUGAAGCAGUCAGUGGGAAAAUUGACCCGAAGUCGUGACGAAAUUAGUCAUGAGAAAAAGGAGAGUCUGAGUCUGACAGACUACAGCAAAUCACUUCCCGUUCGAAGAAAAAUAUUUCGACCUAGGCAACGCUACGUCCCUGUGAAAACUCUGACGGCGUCAUGCUUCGAUACUGCUGCAGCUUCGAACGUACCAGAAAGGUACAGUGUCAGUGAUACAGACCAAUCUGAAGAAAGCUGUUCAUAUACAUGUGGGUCUUCAGUCGAGCCCCAGAAUUGGUCUGAGCAACAGGGGUCCACUGUACUUGACCCGGGGGGAUACCCCAACGUUUCUUGCGACAUCGACAGCGGAAGGUUAGAAGGAAGUUUUUUAUUUAAAGAGGAUAGUUCUGCUACCACUGACCUUAACCUAAUAUCCAAUGAAAACAGUGAUGCCUCGCAUGCAGCCUCUCAGUCUGUAGCUCUCGACAAAAAGAUAGGUCACUUUUCAGCUCGCCAGGACAAGAGGCCGGACACUGAGGGGUGUGGCUUCAGUGCGGAAGUCGAUAGGUCUAGUGAGUCGCGGGACGAUCCCAAUGUGGUUGGUAGCUCGAGCCACAGGCAAGAGCUUGGUGAUUUUGAGUGUGAUAGGGACGGAAAAGGAUCUACGGCUGCUCGCAAAAAAUACAAAAUACAAAAGAUAGGUGUGUUUUAUAGUGACACAGCUCAGUGCGGUGUAGUAGCUUCAGAGAAAGAAAACUCAUCUUCUUCACCAGUUUGUCAUACAGAGCCUUCUAGUUCUGGCACCACUUGUAAAACCACCAGUUUGUUGUACAGAGCCUUCUAGUUCUGUCACCACUGUAAAAACACCAGUUUGUUGUACAGAGCCUUCUAGUUCUGUCACCACUGUAAAAACACCAGUUUGUUGUACAGAGCCUUCUAGUUCUGGCACCACUGUAAAACCACCAGUUUGUUGUACAGAGCCUUCUAGUUCUGUCACCACUGUAAAAACACCAGUUUGUUGUACAGAGCCUUCUAGUUCUUGCACCACUGUAAAAACACCAGUUUGUCAUACAGAGCCUUUUAGUUCUGGCACCACUGUAAAAACACCAGUUUGUUGUACAGAGCCUUCUAGUUCUUGCACCAUUGUAAAAACACCAGUUUGUCAUACAGAGCCUUCUAGUUCUGGCACCACUGUAAAAACACCAGUUUGUUGUACAGAGCCUUCUAGUUCUCGCGCCACUUUAAAACCACCACCGAGGAGGCGUCGUUUUUCGAAUUCUCCUGGAAGACGCACCCCAAGGAACGCAGCUACCUUGACUAACCCCAGGGGUUGUGCUGAACCAGAUCAGAAAAAUGUUGGUUCGCGACAAUCUUUUAUAAGGUUAAUUGAAACGUCUAUCGUGGGUAGACCACCUGUAGUGUCGGAAGUUAUGGCCCGAGGUACGGUAGCAGGAGACGGCCUUAUCAGAAACCAACAAAACAGUGAGAAUCCUGGCUCCGCCCUUGGCGUCGAAAGGAGAGGAGGCACGGGUCGUCAAGUUAACGAAAACAGUAUGGCACAACGUGGAGAUCGACGGGAAAACCCACAACUUCCAGUAGAUGGGUAUACUCAAGUGGAUACUACCCCUAAUCCAGACGUCUUGCCCGAUAUUCUUAACUCACAUCUACCCCCACCUUAUUCUACACUCCCCCCACCUUCCAAUAGACGUUUACCUCCCCCAACGCAUCCUCCACCUCCACCUCCGAUACCCCAUGGACCCCCUGUUUAUGUACCCGCCGGACCUAUGACUGCACUCUGUCCACCUCCUAAUGCGGGAAGGUCAGUACGAGGUGGUCGGAGUGGAUUUCGACCUUUUCCUCCACGAGGAAGGAAUAGACCCCCGGCUAUAGGAACUACCUAUACUGCUGCUGCAGCCUCCGAAAGCGAUGAACCCAAGCACUGUUGUGGUGUGAUUGUUACUCAAACUGUUAGCAUUCGAUGGUUUAUUGUGAUGAUUGCAUUUGUAGGACUUUGCUGCGCCAUUGUUGGAACAGUACUUGGAGCACUUAAAGCAACGGGCCGAGAGCACUUGACUGUAUCACUGUUAAUGAUCGGUGUCGGAAUUGUGCUGAUCACCGUUAGCGGAAUUGCCUGGAAACUGACGUCUCAUGAUGCUCCAUCUUGCAGAGCAAUGCUAGGCUUACAGUCAGACAACCCAGAACCCAACAGAAGGUUCGUGCCUCGAGUGCCCCCUUACGGACGUCCGCACCAUCCGUAUGGAGCUAUGAUGUAUCCUGAAUUUCAACACCGCCCCCCGCCUCCUUCGUAUCAAGCUUCCAUGCAGGAAUAUCGCUUAAGGUUGCUUCUUCUAGAUCGUCAACAGGGGGCAGCAUCGUCACUAGUUUCCCCGCCUCCUACGUAUCGUUCACACUCAAGUAGCACUUUACAAAGGCCACCCCUCAAUAUGGUAGAACGAGAUCAUAGUCGCCCUCCUAGUUAUAGGUCGCGAGCUAGUUCAGGGGUGGCGCUCCGAGCAAGUUCGGACACUUUAGAAUCUCAUCGAGCUCAUGAAAAUAGUGCGACUCGAGCUAACGCUAGUCAUAGCCGUAACCCAUCACUAACUCUAAGCUUUCUCUCUCACGAAUCUCUGUUUGUGGACUCGAAUCACUCCCGCCCAAUAGAACAAUCUCAGUCAAACCAAGUUGCGGAACUACGGACACCUUGUGGUGAGAGUAGAAACUAUGAACUGGACGAAAGUCCUGUGUCGCAAACUGAAUCUCAGCACGACACAAUUCGAACUAUGUGGGACUGCGGUGAGCAGAGUGUGCGAAAGAACGUGGAUAUCAACAGGGUUACCAUCGUGCAAACUACUGACUCUUCUCAAGUGCUUAACCAAGAUGCUGUGAUUGUUUCUGUGAAUGGACAGAGUCUUAGAUCACCGGUUUCGCCAUCUAGUGGCAACCAAGGAGAAGUGCAAAUCUUAGCACAUGUAUAACUUCGGAAGUAUGUAGUUUCAGUAAAGCUCAGGUUACACA
This is a messenger RNA of Limulus polyphemus (Atlantic horseshoe crab), 3791 nucleotides long. RefSeq lists its product as uncharacterized. NCBI's taxonomy places the organism in Eukaryota, Metazoa, Arthropoda, Merostomata, Xiphosura, Limulidae. The transcript is spliced from 6 exons. The coding region runs from base 2207 to 3751 and encodes 514 amino acids. The record is from RefSeq and is a predicted model, not a curated record.